Messenger RNA from Megachile rotundata (alfalfa leafcutting bee), 1197 nucleotides. Its product is annotated as glycerol-3-phosphate phosphatase-like. The record is from RefSeq and is a predicted model, not a curated record. Gene Ontology annotation, cellular component: cytoplasm. Gene Ontology annotation, molecular function: phosphatase activity. Lineage: Eukaryota; Metazoa; Arthropoda; Insecta; Hymenoptera; Megachilidae.
AUUGUAGGCAGUAUUAAACAAGUGUCUUGCUCGCUUGCUAUAACAAUUGAGGACUUGGGUACAAGUUAUGAGCAGAUGUUAUAAAUAAUUCUUAUUUGUAAUACUCAUUUUUUAUUUCAUUUAAAUUAUUUUAAAUUAUUUUAAAUUUAAAUUAUUUUCGCAAAAUGCCAACAAAACAAACAUCAUUGUCCAAAGAGGAAUUUAAUAAUUAUUUUAUUCAUUCAAAUUAUUUUCGCACAAUGCCAACAAAACACAUAACAUCAUUGUCCAAAGAGGAAUUUAAUAAUUUCAUGGAAUCAAUUGACGUGAUUUUAUCAGAUUGUGAUGGUGUACUAUGGAAGGAAACAGAAGUAAUACAGUAUUCACCUGAGGCAGUAAAUAAAUUCAAACAAUUGGGUAAAAAAUUUUUCUAUGUAACAAAUAGUAAUACCAAAACCAGGUCUGAAUUUAUAGAAAAAUGUAAAAAUUUUAACUAUGAUGCAACACUGGAUGAAAUAGUAUGCUCUUCAUUUUUAGCUGCUAUGUAUUUGAAAGAAAAAAAAUUUGAUAAAAAAGCAUAUGUAGUUGGUAGUAUUGGUUUGACUAAAGAGCUUGAAGCAGAAAAUAUUAAACAUUGUGGCAUAGGACCCGAUGCCAUGGAUGGCGAUGAAGUGGAAUUGAUAACAAAUUUUAAGCCAGAUCCAGAAGUUGGGGCAGUUAUUGUAGGAUUUGACAAGUAUUUCAGUUUUCCUAAGCUUGCGAAAGCUACUACUUAUUUACAAGACACAAAUGUUGAUUUUAUUGGAACAAAUUGUGAUACAGAAAGACCUUCUCCAAAUGGCAAUAAAUUUCCAGGAACUGGAUGCUUUAUAAAAUGUAUAGAGUCAGCAUGUAAUAGGGCACCCGUGAUGCUUGGAAAACCAGAAUCUUUUCUAAUUGAAUAUAUAAUAAGGAAGUAUGGUUUAAAUCCUGCAAGGACACUUAUGAUUGGUGACAAUUGCUCGACUGAUAUUCUUUUUGGAAAAAAAUGUGGUUUUAAAACUUUAUUGGUAUUGACGGGUAUUACAACAAAAAAUGAAGUAGAUGCUAUGAAUACACCUACAGCAGAUUCUAAAAAUUUGAUAGUUCCAGAUUAUUAUGCAGAUGAAUUGGGUGAUGUACUAAAAAUGAUUACGUCAUCUUGAUAAUUUUGAGAAAGAGUUUCAGAUCAUUUCAAUA